Molecule: messenger RNA, 3060 nt
Organism: Eurytemora carolleeae
Lineage: Eukaryota; Metazoa; Arthropoda; Copepoda; Calanoida; Temoridae
Gene: eya
Product: eyes absent homolog 2
Exons: 10
Coding region: 146-2086 (646 amino acids)
Biological process (GO): cell differentiation; multicellular organism development; negative regulation of extrinsic apoptotic signaling pathway in absence of ligand
Cellular component (GO): nucleus
Molecular function (GO): protein tyrosine phosphatase activity
Source: RefSeq, a predicted model, not a curated record
UCCGAAACCUGAGAACCUAGUCUUUGCUGCGAGUGCAAAAUUUCACUAUUUUGAAAUUUUAGCUCCGAUAGUUAGAUAGUAACGUGAUACUACGUAUAUAAUUGCCCAGUAUUGAAGGCAGAAAGUGAUAAUUCAUAAUAUUUUUAUGACAUCCCUAGCCAAACACUGUUCGGACGAGGGGUCCCAGGAGAACAGGAACCCAAGACCAGGAGAAGAGAAGGACGAACCAACCUGCACCUCUCCUCCUCCCUAUCCUAGAUCACCAACCGGUCCAUUCGUAUUCAAGGAUUAUGUGAACCACAGUUCGGACCACGAGCUAGGACGGGUUCAUUCGCCACAUUUAGCUUUUCGAACUUCGAGUCCAACUUUCGAGCAUCCUAGUCUUGUCAGUGCUUUCUCAGACGAAGGACGGUUUACGUCGUCAAGUCCUCAAGGGUUUAGUCUAGAGGAUCCAAGUUAUCCCCCGGAGGAAUCCAGGUUCUCUAGUGUUUCUCCUCCCUUGUUCCGUCUCUCUGAAGUCUGCUCACCAGUGCCGGAGUCAGAAACCCACUUUACUCCGCUAGAUUCGUCCUCGCCGAGCCACAAGGACGAGUCCUCGUCUUUCCGUCUCUCCGACCUCUCCGAGCCUGGUUACAAGCUUGAUCUACAGUCUGGUCAGCUCCAGAUACACCUAGAUCUGUCCAGUGGAGACGUUCUCAAUCUUUCAGCUCUACCAGAAGGAGACACAGAUUCUCCUCACCCGGAGCAGGAUUCAUCCUUCAUCCAACCUACAUACUAUGAAAUGAGUAGUACAGUUUCUAGCAUGGAGGAUUCGGAAACAUCACAAACCAUCUAUCCAUACUUUAACAGUACUGGAGGUUCAGGUUCAGCUCCUCUCUCCGCCAACUCUUCUAGUCCAUACAAUCUCUCCAACCGGUACAGCGACCUGUACUCUUCUCCUAGUCUUUACAGUCAAUACUAUCAGUCUGGAUAUCCAUCCUGGGCGGGGGCUCAAGCACCAGGUGGAUUCUCGAGUAAAGCUAGUGAUUAUGGAUCCAGUUACUAUGGAGGAUACUUCUACCAAUCCAGUAAUCCAUACAGUUAUAUGGCUGGGUCCAGUUCUCCUUCACCUAGUAGUGCUCCAACCAUCUACCAGCUCUCCAAUAUACCUCCUCCAUCCUCACUCACAGAGGGAGCAACCAUAGACUCAGAUCUUCUCAAAACUACAGGAUCACGAGGACGGAGUAAGCGGAGAAACAGUGGUUCUCCGGACCCGGAGAACCAGGUUGAACGUGUAUUUAUCUGGGAUUUAGAUGAAACCAUAAUUCUUUUCCAUUCUCUUCUCACUGGAACAUUUGCUACAAAGUAUUUAAAGGACGGAACCCAUCUGCACAGUCUGGGACAGAAGAUGGAAGAUUUAAUAUUCAACGUUGCGGACACAAACUUCUUCUUCAACGACCUGGAGGAGUGCGACCAGGUCCACAUCGACGACGUGAGCAGCGACGACAAUGGUCAGGAUCUGUCGAGUUAUAACUUCCUGACCGACGGGUUCAGGUCGACCACUGCGACGACAGAGGUGUAUCUGGCGACGAACGGGAUGAGGGGCGGAGUCGACUGGAUGAGAAAGUUGGCGUUCAGAUUUAGAAAAAUAAAAGAAAAUUACAAUACAUACAGAGGAAAUGUUGGUGGUUUGCUUGGAGCUGGAAAAAGAGAGGAAUGGCUGAGUUUAAGAUCUGAUAUUGAGAACAACACAGAUCAAUGGUUGAACCUGGCGGUCAAAUCAUUAAACGUGAUUCAAUCCCGUCCUGACUGUGUUAAUAUUAUAGUCACACAAACACAGCUAGUCGCUGCUCUGACAAAAAUUCUGCUGUUCGGACUAGGAUCUCUGUUUCCUGUUGAAAACGUUUACUCUGCGACCAAGAUCGGAAAGGAAGCUUGCUUUGAAAGAAUUAUGUCAAAAUUUGGAAGGAAAUCUACCUAUGUGGUCGUAGGGGAUGGAAAGGAUGAGGAGGGAGCAGCUAAAAAUAUGAAUUUUCCGUUCUGGAGAAUCAAUUCACACAAUGAUCUGGUAGCAUUCUACAACGCGCUGGAUAGAGGAUAUCUUUAAACUGAACUCUGUCAUGCAAGAAUCAUGAAGCCACACAUACAGCAUGCACUUAAUCUUAAGCAGCAUGGAGCAUCUUAAGAAACAUCAUGCUUAAAGCAGCUUCACAUUUUUUACAAGAAAAUAUGGACAAAGAACAUUGAAUCUCUUAAACUAAUCCCUGAGUUUACACCCCACCACUGAACUUUUCUUAAAGUUUGUUCUCCAGCUCUGGACUAGUCUUUCCCACUCAUGGUUUGUCUACAGCACUGGACUGAACCAUACAGCUAUCCUUACUCAGGGUUGGGUUACAGCACUGCAGACUAAUCUGGGUAAUGAUGAAGCUGAAAGUCCUGUGUACAGAAACCAGUUCUCGUGCUCUCUUAGAAAUACAUCACUUUUCAAAAUUCAAAAUAUGAUUGUUCAUUAAAUUGACUCGACACUUUAAACCUUCACUACCCCCUGUCAUACACAAAAAUAUAUGAUAAAUAUUUAAAACAAUCUUAGCGUUCUUCGAACCCUGGUUAAAGUAAACACUAGAACAUUACGUUGAAAUGGUGAAUGGUUGGUUAGUUAAAUUAGCUGAACGCGGUUAAGUGCAAUGCGCAGCAUGCCGCGGGAGAGAAUCGUGUGUUGAAAAUGUUCCAAACUUGCCAAACCAAAUCUUCAGGAACAUCUCCCACAUGGUCAAAAUUAAGAACAUGCUGUAAAUUUAAACAUCAACAAUAUGUAUUUCUUUAAAUUUUCAAUAUUAUCAUUGUUCUGACUUACGUACUGUAAGAUUUAUUAUGUUAGCUCUAUGUAAAUUUAAUGUACGAUGUGUGCUGUAGUGUACAUGUAUGUUAACUGUACACUAAAGAAGGUACACAAGGUAAUAGUAAAAAUUGGUGAAUGGUAGAUUUAUUCAAGUGUAUGUAUUACAUGAAUUCAUGAAUUACAGGCUUAAAAAUGUGAUUUAUUCAUCUCUAUUGUUCAUAAUAAAUAAAAUUUUGUAUUUA